AUGCUAGAAAACAAGAGGUUAUCCGCUUCUCCAGGGAUAGGCAAGAGAAAGUUGGAGGGAGGAGAAUCCACCAAGGAGAAGGCAUCCUCUAGUAAAAAAAGUAAGAGUGCCUUUAGGACGGAAGCCCAUGAAGAAAAGAAAGAUACAGAGGAAACUGGAAAAGAUGGCAGUGAAAUGGAUACGGAUGACUCUGAGGGGGAAGACAGCUGGAAAGAUGAGGAUGUGGGUGUAGAGGAUGAAGAAGGUGAGAAUGAGUCUGACAAUGACAGUCCAAUCCACAGUGCUAGCCCUGGCAAUGACAACAGUCAACCUAUGGUGGAUGUGAAAGACAAGGGUAAUGAGAAAAAAGAUGUGAAUUCUGAGAGGGAGAAGAACAAGGAACCUAAGAAGGAUACGACUAAGGACAGUUUAAGUGAGGAUAAGGAAAGUAGGGAAAGAAGUCCUCUAGAGGAUAAUGAAACAGUAAAAAAUGUGGCAACAAAGGACGAUAAGAAAGAUGGGGUAUGUGUAGCAGUUGAGAUAAGGGUCUCUGAAGAUCCCAUAUUUGAUGAAAAUUUUGAUGAAAAUGAAAAAGAUUUACUGUUGAGAGAGGAGAUAAGAAAAAUAGAAAGAUUGUUUGGAGGGGCAAUGAUUGCUGAAACUGAGAAAGUGAUAAAGAAGAUUUGGAUGGAAGAAGAUAACUCAUGA
This is a messenger RNA of Cryptomeria japonica (Japanese cedar), 687 nucleotides long. RefSeq lists its product as uncharacterized. The transcript has 2 exons. NCBI's taxonomy places the organism in Eukaryota, Viridiplantae, Streptophyta, Pinopsida, Cupressales, Cupressaceae. The record is from RefSeq and is a predicted model, not a curated record. The coding region runs from base 1 to 687 and encodes 228 amino acids.